AGAGGGUCAUGUGGUGACAUGGAGCCAGAAAUCAACUGCUCUGAAUUCUGUGACAGUUUUCCUGGCCAAGAGCUGGAUCGGAGACCCCUUCAUGACCUUUGCAAGACAACCAUUACUGACUCCCAGCACAGUAGUCUGGACAUCUCCCCACUGUCUCCUGCCCUCCUGGGUAUUAUUUGGACCUUUCUCAGCUGUGGGCUACUUCUGGUGCUUUUCUUUCUGGCUUUCACAAUUCGCUGCAGGAAGAACAGGAUUGUGAAGAUGUCCAGCCCCAAUCUGAACAUUGUGACCUUGCUGGGCAGUUGUCUGACCUACAUCAGCGCUUACCUUUUUGGGAUUCAAGAUGCUCUUGUGGGGAGUUCAGUGGAAGCUCUCAUUCAGACAAGACUUUCCUUGCUGUGCAUUGGGACGUCCCUGGUGUUUGGCCCUAUUCUGGGGAAGAGCUGGCGACUCUACAAAGUGUUUACCCAGAGAGUACCGGACAAGAGAGUGCUGAAGCAAUGGAAGGCAUUUGAAGGAGAAAACCAAACAAUCAGACACAUGGCCAAAUACUUCAGCACUCCCAGCAAAAGCUUCCACAGCCAGUUCGAUGAGGACCAGAGCUGCCACUUGAGGGAUGAGAAGAGCUGCAUGGAGAGGCUCCUCACAGAAAAAAACGCAGUCAUUGAAAGCCUGCAAGAACAAGUCAGUAACGCCAAGGAAAAGCUGGUGAAGCUGAUGUCUGCGGAGUGCACCUAUGACUCCCCAGAGUGGGCUGUCCCAGCUGCAGCCUCUGCCCGUGGGCUGGCACUUCAGGAACCUUCAGAAUGCCCUGCUGCUUCUGAGAAUGAGAGCCUAGAAGCUGCUAAGGACUCCCUACCUGCCUCAGUGACCUCUCAGCACACGAAAGGCUCAGGGGCAUCGAGAAGGGACACCAGUCCCUCCCCAAACCAGAAAAACAACAUGCCUUUGAAACAGUUUAGUGAUUGUUUAGACAUGGGUUGCAGCCAGAAGCCAAAGGCUGAACAAAGCGAGGGUCCUGAAAGAGGAGGCCAGGAACCCAUGGUUUCCAGCCAGAGUUUAAUGGCAGAUAGAGUGGCCUGUGAACCCCAUAAGCCCAGGCAGAACUCAGAGGUACUCCCAGAGAGGCUACCUCGAGUCAGUUCAGUGGUCAGAGAGAAGCUUCAGGAAGUUCUCCAAGAGCUGGACCUAGGCUCCGAAGUUCCCCUUUCCCCACUGCCUUGUCCCCAGCAGCUCUGGAAGAAUACCACUUCCCACAGCCUCCAGAAGCUGUCCCCAUCUAAACUGGGCUUCAGUCCGUAUGUGGUGAGGAGGAGACGGGCGGCCCAGCGGGCUCGCUCCCACAUCCUUGGCUCUGCGGGCCUCAAUGUGGGUCAUCAAGGAAAUAGAGCCGUUUCUACUGCACAAAGUGGGCUUAUUGUACAGAACAGAGACAGCCCCAAGCCGGACCAUCACAAUGCAAGGUCCAAGGUACCAAGGUCCUCUUCUGUAAAACCAUCACCACUCUCAGGACCUCACCAGAGACCCGGUACCCUGGAGGGUAACAAACAGUGCGGGACGGAGCCUCAGGAGGCCAGAGGAUGCGAUGUAGCUUUUCCUUGCCAACCUUCUGCUUCUGCCCAGGCACAAAGUCCCACAGCCCCAUGCCUACCCUCUUCACCAGCUCUGCCCAGGCAGCGUCAGCCUCGACCCCGUCUGUCCCCUGGCUGUCCUUCCUUGUCUUCUGGGUGCUACAACCUUGACAGUGAGUCCAGCAGCUCAGACGAGUUCUUCUGCCGCUGCCACAGGCCCUACUGUGAAAUCUGCUUCCAGAGCUCUUUGGACUCCAAUGACAGUGACACUUCAGACAGUGACCUAGAACAAGCUUCAGGAUUGGCCUCCUGGGAAAGGCUGUGGGCCAGCUCCAAGCCCGUUGUGAACUUCAAGGAUGAUAUAAAGCCCACACUAGUGUGAAAAGUGGCAAGGUGGGCUGGCCACAGAGGUCAGUCCGGAUCCCCACAGAGCCAGGGAUUGUGGGAGGAGAGCUAGAUGUCAGUCUUUGGGGUCAGCUCAGCACCAUGCCAUGACCAGCCUCAGCU
Grammomys surdaster is the source of this 2078-nucleotide messenger RNA. RefSeq names its product G protein-coupled receptor 156 (gene Gpr156). Gene Ontology annotation, cellular component: G protein-coupled receptor heterodimeric complex; membrane. NCBI's taxonomy places the organism in Eukaryota, Metazoa, Chordata, Mammalia, Rodentia, Muridae. The coding region runs from base 19 to 1953 and encodes 644 amino acids. The transcript has 6 exons. The record is from RefSeq and is a predicted model, not a curated record. Gene Ontology annotation, biological process: gamma-aminobutyric acid signaling pathway; G protein-coupled receptor signaling pathway. Gene Ontology annotation, molecular function: G protein-coupled GABA receptor activity.